Messenger RNA from Acanthochromis polyacanthus (spiny chromis), 6447 nucleotides. It is a transcript of the gene ezh2, whose product is annotated as enhancer of zeste 2 polycomb repressive complex 2 subunit. Gene Ontology annotation, biological process: chromatin remodeling. Gene Ontology annotation, molecular function: histone H3K27 methyltransferase activity; protein binding. The record is from RefSeq and is a predicted model, not a curated record. The coding region runs from base 388 to 2673 and encodes 761 amino acids. The transcript has 19 exons. NCBI's taxonomy places the organism in Eukaryota, Metazoa, Chordata, Actinopteri, Pomacentridae.
CUCUUGAAUGUGCUGCAGCCGCGGUGGGCGGUGAGAGCGAGACGGUGAGCAGUUUGAACCGAGCCGAGGCGGAAAUAUUGAAAUUGUUUGUAGACAACGUGAAAUUGAGCCGCUCCGUCCACAAACACGGUGUUUCUGUACCGUAGCCGGACCUAAAGAGUGAGAACGGCAGGUUUUUCUGACCGUUUUCCGACUCUGGCUGCGUGAAGCCGGCUGAAAGUGAAGCGGCUCCCUCCUCUUGAGCUAACCGCUAACUAGCCGCUGAGCUAACGUCCCAGCUAGCCGCGGCUAAUCCCCAACAAACAAAGGACGACUUUGCCGGUGUUCGCCGUACCUAUCCCAAAUCGCCCCGUUGAAUGAGGACGGAGCCUCCUGGACAGGUUCGUCAUGGUGCUGACAGGGAAGCGCUCGGAGAAAGGUCCGGCCUGCUGGAAGAGGAGGGUGAAGUCCGAGUACAUGAGGCUUCGGCAGCUGAAACGCUUCAGACGAGCCGAUGAGGUCAAGAGCAUGUUCAACACCAACCGCCAGAAAAUCAUGGAGCGAACUGACAUCCUGAACCAGGAGUGGAAGACCAGGCGGAUCCAGCCGGUUCACAUCAUGACGUCCGUCAGCUCCCUGAGAGGAACCCGAGAGUGCACCGUGGACAGCGGCUUCUCCGAGUUCUCCAAGCAGGUCAUCCCCCUGAAGACUCUGAACGCCGUGGCCUCGGUCCCCGUCAUGUACUCCUGGUCCCCGCUGCAGCAGAACUUCAUGGUGGAGGACGAGACGGUGCUUCAUAACAUUCCCUACAUGGGGGACGAGAUCCUGGACCAGGACGGCACUUUUAUAGAGGAGCUCAUCAAGAACUACGACGGCAAAGUCCACGGAGACAGAGAGUGCGGCUUCAUCAACGACGAGAUCUUCGUGGAGCUGGUCAGCGCUCUGGCACAGUACAGCGACAACGAGGAUGACGAGGAGGAGGAAGAGCAGGACUUCAAGGUGGACAAGAUGGAGCUCUGUGACGGCAAGGACCACCCAGAGGACCCCCGCAAGGACGGCCUGGCCAACAGCGACGGCCGAACCAACAGCGAUGCCAGCAAGAAGUUUCCCUCCGACAAGAUCUUUGAAGCCAUCUCCUCCAUGUUCCCCGACAAAGGUUCCACCGAGGAGCUCAAGGAGAAGUACAAGGAGCUGACGGAGCAGCAGCUGCCCGGAGCGCUGCCUCCUGAAUGCACGCCGAACAUCGACGGUCCGAACGCUCGCUCUGUGCAGCGUGAGCAGAGUCUGCACUCCUUCCACACCUUGUUCUGCAGACGCUGCUUCAAAUACGACUGCUUCCUCCACCCUUUCCAUGCGACUCCAAACACCUACAAGCGUAAGAACCUGGAGAACCUGGUGGACAGUAAGCCCUGCGGCAUCGACUGCUACAUGUACCUGGUGCAGGAUGGGAUGGUGAGGGAGUAUCCGGCCGGCGUCGUCGCUGAACGCGCUAAGACGCCCUCCAAACGCACGGCGGGCCGUCGCCGUGGACGACUCCCCAACAGCAACAGCCGGCCCAGCACCCCCACCGUUUCCUCGGAAACCAAAGACACGGACAGCGACCGGGAGGGCAGCAAGGAGGACGAGCGGGACAACGACAAGGACGACGAGGACAAGAAGGACGAGACGACCAGCAGCUCAGAGGGAAACUCUCGGUGUCAGACUCCGGUGAAGAUGAAGCUCAGCGGUGAAGCCGAAGCGGUGGACUGGAGCGGCGCCGAGGCUUCUCUCUUUAGGGUUCUCAUCGGGACGUACUACGACAACUACUGCGCCAUCGCCAGACUCAUCGGCACCAAGAGCUGCAGACAGGUCUACGAGUUCAGGGUGAAGGAGUCGAGCAUCAUCGCUCGAGCUCCGGCCGAAGACGAGGACACGCCGCCGAGGAAGAAGAAGAGGAAACACAGACUGUGGGCCACUCACUGCAGGAAGAUCCAGCUGAAGAAAGACGGCUCGUCCAAUCACGUCUACAACUACCAGCCAUGUGACCACCCCCGGCAGCCGUGCGACUCCUCGUGUCCGUGCGUCACCGCCCAGAACUUCUGCGAGAAGUUCUGCCAGUGCAGCUCCGAGUGUCAGAACCGCUUCCCGGGUUGCCGGUGCAAAGCCCAGUGCAACACCAAGCAGUGCCCGUGCUACCUGGCGGUCCGAGAAUGCGACCCGGACCUGUGUCUGACCUGCGGCGCCGCGGAUCACUGGGACAGCAAGAACGUGUCCUGCAAGAACUGCUCCAUCCAGAGAGGAGCCAAGAAGCACCUGCUGCUGGCUCCGUCGGACGUGGCCGGUUGGGGAAUCUUCAUCAAAGAGCCGGUGCAGAAGAACGAGUUCAUCUCCGAGUACUGUGGAGAGAUAAUCUCCCAGGACGAAGCCGACCGCAGAGGGAAGGUCUACGACAAAUACAUGUGCAGCUUCCUCUUCAAUCUCAACAACGACUUUGUCGUCGACGCCACGAGGAAAGGCAACAAGAUCCGCUUCGCCAACCACUCCGUCAACCCCAACUGCUAUGCAAAAGUGAUGAUGGUGAACGGAGACCACAGGAUAGGGAUCUUUGCCAAGAGAGCCAUCCAGACCGGAGAGGAGCUCUUCUUCGACUACAGGUACAGCCAGGCGGACGCUCUGAAGUACGUCGGGAUCGAGCGGGAGAUGGAGAUCGCCUGAUCCGGACUUCUACCUCCUGCUGACCGACGACACAAAGGCCUUACACACCGACACAAACAAAAAAACACGCCCUCACUUCAGGAAAUCCAGACAACUUGUCGAAUCGCUAGAAAGCUUCAGGAAAACUGGGAAUAUUUGAGUUUUUUGUCGCCUUCUUUUUCUCUUUUUUUGAUACCUUUCAUAUCCGUUUUUAAGUUCUCUUCUUCCUCUUCUGUCGGGAGUUCGGGAUUCAUAAAUCUUCCCUCUGCUGAAGGUGCAGAUCGCCUCCAAACUGACUUCUGUGUGCGUUUUUAAAAAUAUCUCCACAUGAGGAGUCCUGCAGCGACCGGAGAAAACAAACCGAAGCUUCAGGGACCAAAACUCCUCCACCAGCUGCUGUUUGUGCUCCUCCUCCGCCGUGGUUGUUGUUGUUGUUUUUUGUUUGUUUGUUUUGACUGGACACAAACUCCUCAGAGUCGCUGUCAGUCUGUAGAACACGAGGACGAAGCAGCGCCACAACAACAAGCAAAACAUUGAGUUCAUCUGGAUUUAGUCUGGAUUAAAGGCAAACAGAAAAAACGCUCAAAAUGAGAAGAUCUGGCUGUUAGUUUAAGUAACCCGCAGCUAGUUUAAACAUCGAUUCAAUUUUUUAGUGGAAAAAAGUCAGUUUUGUGGUUUUAGCCACUUAAAUGAGAAUAUUUUCUUUUUUUCUGCCUUUAUGACAGAAAACUGAAUGAACUGACGUUUAUUUACGGCUCUGAAAAGGAAAAACUCCACGUUUCUUGUUAAAUUCAAUAAAAUUUUACCGUAACGUGAAACGAGUCGCGUUUAAACAAGAUAAAUAAGAUUUUAUUAUAACAGGAGAAGUUUCUUGCUCCAGCCGGAUCAGUUUGUUGUAACGUGAAAAUAUCUCGUUAAAACCUUAAGAACGUGGAACUUAUUAGUUUUCCUUGUUCAGGUUGUCAAAGUUGCUCCAGAAAACCAAUUGUAGGCCUCGUUUCUGCUCAGAAUCGCAGCUAAAUUUUAGUUUUUACAUCCAAAUUUAAUGCGACACGAGACGACGACACGUACAGACGUUAAGUUACGGCUCAGGAAAGAAAAACGUGAAAAUAUCUCCUCAAAACCUGAAGCUUUCCAUGUUAAUAUUGUGAAAUCGAGUCAUUUUUACUUCAUCUAGUUGUCAGAAAACUAAUUCCAAGCCUCGUUUUUGCUCAAAAUUGCAGCGAAGUUUAAAUUUUUACGUCCGAAUUUAAUGCAACACGAGACGACGACGACGCGUACGGACGUUCAUUUACGGCUGCGUUUUCUUCAGAUCUGCCUUAAAACUAUUUAAAUUAUUGUGUUAUAACGUUUAAAGGAGAUAAAUAAGAUUUUGUUUGAACGUAAAAAUAUCGUAACGUAAAAAUAUCUCGUUAAAAUCUGAAACUUUGCAUGUUAAUAAUGCAAAACUAAAUUUUUUUUGCUCAUUCUCCUCGUCAGAAAACGAAUUUCUGGUCUCAUUUUUGCUUGGUGUAAUUUUUAGUUUUUACGUACGAAUUUAUUUCAACACGAGACGACGACACGUACGGACGUUUAUUUACGGCUCAGGAAAGAAAAACGUGAAAAUAUCUCCUCAAAACCUGAAGCUUUCCGUGUUAAUAUUGUGAAAUGGAGUCAUUUUUACUUCAUCUAGUUGUCAGAAAACUAAUCUUAAGCCUCGUUUUUGCUCAAAACCACGUUUUCCGAAUUUAACGUGACGCUAGACGGCGACACGUACAGAUGUUUUACGGCUCAGGAAAGAGAAACGUGGAAAAUUUCUCAAUAAAGCAAGAUUUUUUUCAUUAUUGCAGUAAAAUAACAGCAGAAUCUGUUUCAAUCCAGCUCAGUAAAUAAUUUCUCAUUUAAUUAAACUUUGCAGGCUGAAGUGUGAAGCUGAUGCUUUUUUUUAACCUUUUCUGGUUGUCAGAAAACAAAUUUUAGGCUUCGUUUUUGCUCAAAAUUGCAGCGAAACUUAAAUUUUUACGUCCGAAUUUAAUGCGACACGAGCUGACGACACGUACGGACGUUUGUUUACGACUCAGGAAAUAAAAACGUGAAUCUCUCUCAUUAAAAACUGAAGCUUUCCACACUAAAACUGAUUUGUUUUUUAUGUUUUCUGGUUGUCAGGUCUUAAAGUUUCAAUCCUCAGACAAAACUGCAAACAUUCUGUCAGAAAUGCAGAAGAAAUCGCCAGCGGACACAACGUUGUUGUUGUUGUUGUUGUUGACGCUGCUUCGUUGCUCCUGCUUCGGGUGCUAAACGUGAACCAACACAAAAACCAGCACAAACUCUCGGAUCCUUCGUUACAAACCAGAACCAAAGUUUUCCCAGAAUCCCUCAGCAGCAGCAGCUUCUAUUUAACGUUUUGUUUUGGAUCCCGCUUCGUUUUCAGAGCCCGAGUUUGUACUUUUAUUUUGAAUUUCUGAAGAAUCUGAGCUCAGAUUAACAUUUGUUUUGUUGGAAUUUAAGUCCAAAACCAUAAAAUCAGCUCAUAGUUGGAUUAAUUGGUCUGUUUUCAACAGAAAUUCUCUGAUUCUAGUUCCUAAAAGUUGAAUAUUUUCAAGUUUUUCUGCUUUUAUGCUAGAAAACUGAAUAUUUUGGGGUUUAUGGACAAAAAAAAUCCACAAUUUUCACCAUUUUCACCAUUUUUCUAGGCCAAACUGUUUAUCGUUAAUUAUCGCAUCUCUACGGUCCGUUUCCUUCCAGCUGUCAACUGGAGUUAACCAGCAGCUGCUUUGAUAUUUGAUUUUAUUUAAUUUUUCAGGAAAAAUUUCUAAAUUUUCUGAUUCCAGCUUCUUAAAGUUGAAUAUUUUCAGUUUUUUUCUGCUUUUAUGACAGAAAACUGAAUAUUUUUGAAAACAAUCAACAUUUUUUUGACACAACUCCAAAUCUUCCUCAUUCAGGACCUGCAGCUCUGCAGUUAUUUGGAUCAAAGCGCCUCAGUUUGGCUGAAUUUACGUCUGAAUUUAAGCAGCUCUUCUGUGUGACGGUCUGCUGGGGAAGCUUUGGUGAAUCGGGCGUUUAGUGUGAACCUCCUGCUGUGCCUUGAGUCCUGAACAGAACAAAUCAGCGUCUUUGUUGGAUUCGAGGCGGUUCUAACUCCUGUGUGACGUCGUUGAAGCUCGGCUCGCUGCACUGCCUCGUCCUCGUGACGUCCAAUCAGAUUCCAGAGCGACGACCACCUUCCUUCCCAUCCUGGUGCUCAAAGACUCGGCCCAAAGUCUGGCUCGCUGUAAGCAAUACUCGGUUCUCCUCCAGCUGGACGUUUGUCACGCCGUCGAUGGAUGAAACUUCAGGUGCUUCGGUCUCCGCGGGGUUCCUUCAGGGACCUUCAGGGUUCUUCUGGUUGAACACGACAAACCCGCUGGAGCCUUCUCAUGAAGUCUGAAGCAGCUUUUUAUUCCUGGAUGCUGGUUGUGGACUGAGGAACAAAAAAAACCUUCAAAUGUGCUUCAAGAACUCUCAGGAGGAGAUUUAAGGAGUUACCUGGUCCUCCAUCACCUCAGACUGCAGCUUAUUUAUGGUUUCUGCUGCUCUUCUUCUCCUACGACUUCAUCUUCUACCUCUUGUUCUUCUACUACAACUUCUAACUUUUCCUUGUUCUUCUUCCACCUUCUCCUUCUAUUAUUUCUCCUCCUCCUCGUUCUUCACCAUCUCCUCCUUCCUGUCAGACCAGGUCCACUCUUUCCUCCGAUGACACAGGUGCUGUUUUUGUAAUGUUUACAGGGAUUUUGUUGUUUCAAAGUGAUGCAGAUUAAAAUAUUCUAAAUGUUGGAA